This is a messenger RNA of Aspergillus affinis, 1830 nucleotides long. RefSeq names its product Tti2 family protein. The coding region runs from base 1 to 1830 and encodes 609 amino acids. The record is from RefSeq and is a predicted model, not a curated record. NCBI's taxonomy places the organism in Eukaryota, Fungi, Ascomycota, Eurotiomycetes, Eurotiales, Aspergillaceae. Gene Ontology annotation, cellular component: cytosol; nucleoplasm; centrosome. The transcript is spliced from 4 exons.
AUGGAAGACCACUUCAUAGGGGAGCUGCGUAACGCGGCACGUGAUGCCUUCCAGCAACGGAAUUCGGCUUCAUUUGUACUGCCAGAGUCAAAGCUCGCCAGAAUCUCGAUUCCUGAGGAUCUCAGCCCUCUGCGAGAGUAUGUAUCAUCUCAAAGUGAUGAUAGUAAUACAGAGAUAUGCGAAAACCUCCUGUUUGCCCUGGCAUUCCUGAAAGGUUGGGGAUCUAGGAGUCUAUCGGAGCAAGACAAGAAAGCUGCCAACCAUAUUUAUGAGUGGGCAAGCAAUGCUGCGCUUCCGUCGCCAAUUUUUGCCGAAACAAACGAACUAGACGAGAGGAGAGACCGGAUUGUAGAAGAUCAGUUCCGGUCAAAUAUCGCGAUCUCGGUCAUUGAAUCGCUGGCUGGGUUGCUUCCCAUCCACGAGUCAGAAAAUACACCGGACAUCAUCAUUGCGCUGGCCAGCUUCGCUUCUGAUCAUGACUCAUGGGCGUUGCCAGAGACUCACGCUCGCGCAAAUGCUCUGCUAACAACCCAUUUUACUUCGCUUCGCUCGGAAGCGGAUUUAAAUAAAACGUUCUGGGCUACGAUCGAAGACAUCCUGAAGCAAAAGAUCCGACCUCUGUUCGCGAAGACCAAGAACCCGGCCAUCACAGCCUCAGGCCGCAAGAACUUCCAUCCCGUGCCUUUGCCGCGAUUUGAUGCCAGCGUCCUGGAUCCAGAAACGAAGCCAUGGAAGAUCCAAGAUGUCUACGCUACGACCGUUCUUUCCUGGAUCAUCACGCAAUAUCAGGCCACAGACCGCGACCAUCUUGAAGCGCACUUCCCGCUGCUCGUCCCAGCACUCUUAACUCUCAUCGACGACGAUAGCCUACCCUUCAGAAUCCGCGGCUGCCUUCUCACCUCGGACCUCCUCAUCCCCAUCAGUGGCAGCAAAUCCGACAUCCUCCGCCGCACCAACCUUUCCUCCGUCUUCGAAGACGCCAUCCGUCCAUGCCUCCUCUCCCUCCCCACCAUCACGCCCGAAGACGACUCUAUCUCCCUCCUCAACGCCGCCUAUCCCGCGCUCCUCUCCGUGCUCAAAACGAACACGCAGAACUCCUUCCCAAUCCCACCUCAAAUCGCCACCGAAGCCUACAUCGCCUCCAUCACCAAGACCCUGCGCGAGAACCUGAUCCCCUCCUUCCACCACAUCAGCUCCGUCAACUCCGCCUCCACCCCCGCUGGCUCCUCAUUCGCAUCCUUCCCUCACCCCCGCCUCUCCACCCUCCUUCUGGACCACAUGCACCCCGUCCUCUUGGACCUGGGCAUCCACACCUCCAAAUACCUUCAGGACACCAUUCCCCUAGUGCACAGCACGCUCUCGAAUCCCUUCGGCCCCGCAUAUCCGCCCCUCCUCCUCUCCGCGGUGGGUCUCCUCCGGACCGUGAUCCUGACCACCCACCCGCGCCUCUGGCGGUGGCGCGGCGAGAUCCUCGGUGCGCUCUGCGCAUGCUGGCUACACGUCGUCGAAGAGGAAGUCGAGAUGAGUGAGCGAGCGUCCACCCAAACCCAAACCGAAAAGACGCAUCCACCGUCUUCAUCCCUCGCCAAAGAAACCGAUGCAGCGGAUCUAGUCCGGCUCAAGAAGGAGCUGAAGGGCGUGAGUUAUCUGCUGAAGUUUGCGCUGCAGAAUCCGGACCGGGGAAGUGCGCGCGAUGCGGGACAGAUAGAAGCGAAGGAGAAUAUUGAGAAGGAGUUGAGGAAAUUAGUAGAGGCGGAUCAUGUGCUGGAGGGUUUGUUUGAUAUGGAUUUUGAUACUACGGAUGCGGAGUAUUUCGGGGUGCGGGUUUAA